Messenger RNA from Carya illinoinensis, 1888 nucleotides. Its product is annotated as 12-oxophytodienoate reductase 2-like. Bases 390 to 1481 code for a protein of 363 amino acids. The transcript is spliced from 6 exons. Gene Ontology annotation, molecular function: oxidoreductase activity; FMN binding. NCBI's taxonomy places the organism in Eukaryota, Viridiplantae, Streptophyta, Magnoliopsida, Fagales, Juglandaceae. The record is from RefSeq and is a predicted model, not a curated record.
GGCCCCGCCCCAUCCUUCCUAACUUUCAUGACGGAGGCGUCAUCACGGACAUCACCGCCCUCCGCCAUGAUGGUGAAUAUGUUCAUAUUUCUCGAAUCUUCUGGUCAAUCAUCCAUCAGAGACCGUAACGAGUAUUAGCAAUAUCGCACCACGUUUUUUAAUACACAACAAUUUAACAAUUACAAAGACUUUUCCUUCGAACAUUACAGAAGCCGUUUUGUAUCAACGGGUGAAUGGUCAAUAUAUUCUGACCGGAAAUUGUUGAGGGAGGUGUAGACGUGCAGUACAUGCAAACGCCCUUUUUGCAAUCAAAUGCUUCCAAGAUUCAUGCCCGAGGCGUCAUCACAGACAUCACCUCCGGGGAAAAAGAAGACGUACUAUCAUAACAAAUGGCUGCUAAAGCUCCCACCAUUCCUCUUCUCACUCCUUACAAAUUGGGGAAGUUCAAUCUAUCCCAUAGAGUAGUUUUGGCGCCAAUGGCCAGAAACAGAUGUUACGGCUAUGUUCCUCAGCCACAUGCCAUCUUGUACUAUUCUCAAAGAACCUCCAAAGGUGGCCUUCUAAUUACUGAAGCCACCAUAGUUUCCGACACUUCUCUGGGGUUUCCGGAAUCACCAGGCAUAUGGACAACAGAGCAAGUUGAUGCAUGGAAACCCAUCGUAGAUGCUGUUCAUGCAAAAGGGGGGAUCUUUUUUUGUCAAAUUGUGCAUGUUGGGAGGGUUUCAAAUCCAGCUCCAAUUUCUUCAACUGACAAACCUUUGACCCCACAAAUUCCAUCUAAUGGAACUGAUGUUCCACAGUUCGCUCCUCCAAGGCGGCUGCGGUCAGAUGAAAUCCCUGGAAUUGUCAAUGAAUUUAGGCUUGCAGCAAGGAAUGCUAUUGCGGCUGGUUUUGAUGGAGUUGAGAUCCAUGGAGCUCAUGGUUUCCUAAUCGACCAGUUUAUGAAAGAUCAAGUGAAUGAUCGAACGGACCAAUAUGGUGGAUCCCUUGAAAAUCGUUGCCGAUUUGCUCUUGAAAUAGUUGAAGCUGUUGCCAAUGAGAUAGGAGCUGAAAGGGUUGGAAUAAGGCUAUCUCCUUUUGCAGACUAUUUGGAAUCUGGAGACUCGAAUCCAAAAGAACUGGGACUUUACAUGGCUGAGUCUUUAAACAAAUAUGGGAUUCUCUAUUGUCACAUGGUUGAGCCAAGAAUGAAUGGAGUUUUGGAAAAACCUAAUACUUCCGACAGUCUUCUACCCAUGAGAAAGGCUUUUAAGGGUAGUUUUAUUGUUGCUGGGGGUUAUGAUAGGGAAGAAGGAAAUAAUGCCAUCAUAGAAAACCGUACAGAUCUUGUUGCUUACGGUCGUCUAUUUUUAGCCAAUCCAGAUUUGCCUAGAAGGUUUGAGCUCGAUGUUCUUAUCAAUAAGUACAACAGAGAAACAUUCUACACCUCUGAUCCUGUUAUUGGUUAUACCGACUAUCCAUUUCUUGAAGAUUCUGCUUAGAUCUCCGCAAGAAAUAUUAACAGUCUAAAGUAAUCGCUCAUCUAAAUCCAAUGUUUUUUUUUUCCUGAAGUUGUUUCAUUGUGUUGUACAAGUGCAAUGAAGAUAUACUUAUAGAUUUAUAAUAUAAUAAUUUUGUCAUCUUGGUAUUAAUUCUUUGGUUAUUUUGUAAAUACCAGGAUGAUUACAUGUAAUUGCAAUAUUCUUUGGCCAUAAGUAAGGAUCGAUUAUCAAUAAAAAUUGAGGUCUCGUCCUCUUUAGUUAAAAAAGGGUUAAACACAUGUUGGUUUGAAUCUGCAUGCAUUUUUGACUAUCAAUAUGAAUUGUAAUUUGGCUAUUACAAGCAACGAUUCUUCAGCAUGGGAGCACGUUAGCUUUGUUUGAACCCCCAUCUCAAAAUUCUUCAGCAA